Haliotis rubra (blacklip abalone) is the source of this 2007-nucleotide messenger RNA. RefSeq lists its product as uncharacterized. NCBI's taxonomy places the organism in Eukaryota, Metazoa, Mollusca, Gastropoda, Lepetellida, Haliotidae. The record is from RefSeq and is a predicted model, not a curated record.
AUGAUGGCGUAUGUACUGGCGUACGGAUAGGUAGAAUAAUAGUCCAGGCGAGAAAACGCUAACGGCUGAUGCCAUCUGGUACUCUCCGUAUUUGAACACCUUCCGAUCAUUGGACUAAUAACACAAACCAGGAUGAAUGAUGAGCUUUGAUAGUUUCAUCCGAAACAGAAGUAAUAGGGGCCUGACUUAUGAAACCUUGGACUCUGUUGUAUGUAAGUUAAUGUGUAUAAUUAGAGGUAUUGUAUAACAUGAGACCACCAAGGUGUUAUGGAUGCCGACUGCCAAGGUUAACGCUGUUGGGGCUGAUUUGUUUGACGGUAUGGAUAUUUACUUUAUUCAUCUUUAGACAAGCUUGGAUGUCCUACCUACCAUUUGUCAACCCGUUUACCUACACACACACCUGGGUCUCAGACACCGCUUCCGGGACACCAGUAACACCUGUAUACGUCGUUGAGGAGCAUCACGAAGCACUAUUGUACUGGUACAAGGCAGCAGAGAAGGGUUUAAUCAAACCACAGGGAAACGUUCUUCUUCAUAUCGACGGCCACUCUGAUGGCGCUCCCCCGGAGCAACGUGAUAUCAUUCCAAAGUUCCGACGGCCGACAACGCGCGAGGUCUACAACAUGAUGCAGAAAAACGACGUCUUUAUCAUCGCUGCAGCUUUCACAGGCCUCAUCAAACGCUACAUCUGGGUGUGGUCACCAUGGGACAAAGACCAAGGGUUACCCGAUCACAUUGCAAUACCGCUUAAACUUGGAACAGUGAAAAGGAAUGUAGACGGUAAGAUGAUUGAGGACAUCUGUGGCUGUCCUAUCCUGGAAUCUGAUGAGUUGGGCGGCCUAAAAGACGAACAGUGUUUGGUGGCAGACAGCUCUCGUUUCGAGUCUCCCUAUGUGGAGAUGGACGCGGGGAAAUGUAACAUACAGGUAGAAGAUGCAAUGAUGGAAGUAGUGUCGGAGACCAAGGCGAUAGAACUAAUGAAAACCGGUAAUUGGAUUACCUCCCUUGAUAGCGUCAUCCUUGACAUUGAUGAGGACUAUUAUGGAUGCGAGGCUGCGGUUCAGCCUCUGUAUGAUGUAGGCGUAACAGAUAUACAAUUCGGAUGGAUAGCGAUCCUUGUAAGUAAAUUAUUCUGCCCUGCCCUCCCAAGACAAGAGCUCGAGGCUGACAAAUUCUUUGCGGACAUUCUCGACAGGACAAUAAUAAUGAAACAGUUCUGUCAACAAAACAAUGACAACUUUUGUAAGAAGAAAUCCGAAAUGAAGAAAUACAUCUUAACGUCCUUUACAGAUUCUAUCGACGUCAAAAGUAACCUACAAUUGAAACCCGUACUAUGUAAAUCGGCCGCUGUUUCACAGAAAGCUGUAGAAUCUCUUAUUAAACAUUUUGUCAGAUAUAACAUUCAUCAGCUAAAAGCCAUGAAAGAGAUCGGAAUAUGUUUCUCCGUGUCCCCGCGAACGCUUGCCUUUGACCCGUCAGUGGGCAUGCGAACAUGCGAUGGAUUCAACAGACCCAACGAAACCGUUGUUCCGUUCCACACGCCACGGCAGGAGGUAAGCUUCAGGACCAGCCAGCUGAAGGUGAUGCUCAGUUCGGCGGAGAUUCAACCAGGUGUGGUCACUGUGUGUCGUUCUAUGAGGGACGGCUACACACCGAGGAAGUAUUUCCGCGUCAUAGAACAAGAUGUCCUAGGUGUGUUGAAGGACGUGUUUGCUUCUGUCGAUGACACCUCUAUAUUUUACGACCCAUAUCUUCUGGGCGGGACAUUCGGAUGGCCAAACAGACAUUAGAAGUGCGUUAGAGCAAAUGAAAUGUGUACAUGUUCGUCGAGCCGAUAUAAUAAUUUAAGUUCGGAAAAUGCAAUAUAUGUUGUGUUUAGUCAAGACGUAAAAGACAUUAGAUAAUAAUUUUAGUCAAGCAAACAUGAACUGAUACACAUUUAUUGAGUGGUCACUGUGUGUAAUGACAUGUGUGUUUUGAAAGAAACCAUAAAUUUGUGAAAUUGCA